Hypoxylon trugodes is the source of this 1256-nucleotide messenger RNA. RefSeq lists its product as uncharacterized. Lineage: Eukaryota; Fungi; Ascomycota; Sordariomycetes; Xylariales; Hypoxylaceae. The coding region runs from base 155 to 889 and encodes 244 amino acids. The transcript has 3 exons. The record is from RefSeq and is a predicted model, not a curated record.
UUAUAUAUAUUCUCUUUUGGUUUCUUGCUGAAUCAUUCCUGUUCCUGGAUUCUAGCGUGUUGAUCUUGCAUUGAAAGCUACACAAUUGCUUAAAUUCGGAAAUACAACAAGUUUAAAUUCUCAUCGUAUAAUCGUUGCCGCAUAAUCUGUCAAUAUGGCAGCUGUGGCAGAUCGGCCGCUCUCAGCAACGACUUCUCGCAUCUCCAUGACUGGUAGACGGGAUUUUGGUGUAAAAUUUAUGGCUGGCGUAGAGGAAUUUCCGAAGAGUCCCCCAAAUGAAAAUUCGAAUGAACCGGCGCCAUUAGCUCCAGCCGUCGCACCGGCACCCACAGCACUAGAAACCGCGAAACCAUACGAACCCCCACCAUACUGGGAACGGGUCCUUGAGGCCGGUGGCGCACGCGACAACGACGACUAUGAAGAGUACGAAGGAUGCCACCCGUUUUGGAUGGGAUGGUAUGAUAUUCUUAGAGGAAUGGGGUUGAUAUUAGCUGCUGCCUUCAAAAUCCCUUUGGUUUUUGGACAUGGCGUUGCGAAGACCUUUCAUUAUAUCCCGAGCUUGUACCACGAUGAUACCGUCCGAAAGUGGCCUAAGAUUACUGGCUUCCCAUCUGCAUGCGCUGCAAGUUUUCAGGUCCUCUGGUGGGGUAUUCUUGAUGGCUUAACCGAUUGGGUUGUUCUACCUUAUAAGGGAGCCAAGAAAGAGGGCGUAAAGGGAUUCUUCAAGGGCAUGGCGAAGGGUUUCGGCAGUGUAAUAUUCAAGCUGGGCGCUGGCGCUGUCGGCUUCGCUACCCAUCCGUUCUUUGGAAUUUAUAAAGAAGCAGCAAAGUUCAAAGUGGACAUAAAACGUGAACGUCGGCCUCGACAAGACGUGGCGUCGCUAAUAUAAUCCAUAGAGUCCGAUUCGACUCGAGGUCCCCGAUAAACUUCGUUGUUCCCGCUACCACUCAUUCUUACGCCUCCAGGAUUUAAUGAGUAAAUGACUUCAGGUUAUUGCCCUCACUGGGCCUCGAAAUAAAGGUUGAAACGUUGUGGUUGGGGUACACAGUAGAUGGCCAAAAGGGAUAUAGAUAUUAUUGGUGAUUGUGGGAAUAAAUUUACUAGGUUACGAAACAGUGGGAGGGCAUUCCCUUAAAUAAUGCUUGUGGGGGUUCGUCAGGUAGCUUCGGUGUUAUUUACUGGGUAGGUCUGGCUGGUAUCACUAUUUCUAACGCAUGUCUUAGACAGUAACAAGUAUGCUAUCUUUUAUUUCACCU